Messenger RNA from Electrophorus electricus (electric eel), 3700 nucleotides. It is a transcript of the gene gpr68, whose product is annotated as G protein-coupled receptor 68. NCBI's taxonomy places the organism in Eukaryota, Metazoa, Chordata, Actinopteri, Gymnotiformes, Gymnotidae. Gene Ontology annotation, molecular function: G protein-coupled receptor activity. The record is from RefSeq and is a predicted model, not a curated record. Gene Ontology annotation, biological process: cellular response to pH; G protein-coupled receptor signaling pathway. Gene Ontology annotation, cellular component: membrane.
AUUGGUAAUGCGGCACCUCUUCACAGGAGCGUUUGCGCACUCCAUCGGUGGUUUCGUUGGCUUUUUAACUAGCUCUUCGGACUUCCCGGAACAACCACGAAAUGCUCUCGAGGAAAAAGAAUUCGCUCAUGUCUGUACGAUUAAGUCUGUACGAUUAAGUCCACAGCCGAAACCUGCGCUCCCAUUCGCGCGGAGCCCUCGACCAGUUAACCGCAGGGUUUAUUGGGAUUUAAGAUUGUACACGACAGGACGUAUAAGAAGAGAAAGCAAAAAGGAGAGCCCAUGGAAUGAUAUCCUCCUGUGGGUGCGGUCCAUGACCUGGAGCUUGGCAUGAUGAACAUGUCAGAAGACCAAACUAACUGCACUAUUGAACAUGGGAUUCACCUGUACCUGUUCUCCAGCACCUACAUCCUGGUCUUGCUGGUAGGCGUUCCAGCCAAUGCCUACUCUCUUUACCAUGCCUGGCUGCAGGUGAAGGCCCGGAAUGAGCUGGGCAUCUAUUUGCUGAACUUGACCGUGUCUGACCUACUGUACCUGGCCUCGCUGCCCUUCUGGCUGCAGUACAUCUUCCAGGAUGACGACUGGAAAUAUGGCGAGUGGUCAUGCCAGCUGUCCGGCUUCCUACUCUAUGAGAACAUCUAUGUCAGCAUCGGCUUCCUCUGCUGCAUCUCCAUUGACCGCUACCUGGCCGUGGUCCACCCGCUUCACUUCUCCUCCCUCCGCACGAUGAAGGCGGCCGCGCUCAUCAGCGCCAUCGUGUGGCUGAAAGAGCUCGGUGUGGGUGUGGUCUUCUUCGUCCACAAGGAGGUGAGCAGGGACAGCAAUAACCGGACUGUGUGCUUCGAGCACUAUCCCAUGAUGCCCUGGGAGCAUCUCGUCAACUAUUAUCGCUUCUGCGUGGGCUUCCUGUUCCCACUGGGGAUCCUGUCCAUGUCGUACUUUCGUGUCCUGCACGCGGUGGGCAAGAGUGUGGGUACCCAGAUGUUGCAGAAGGUUCGCAUCAAGAACCUGGUCACCAGCACCAUCAUCAUCUUCCUGGUGUGCUUCUCGCCGUACCACGUCUUCCUGCUGGUGCGGACGCUCAGCGAGAAGGACUGCUCCUUCAUCGAGAACAUCUUCAACUACUACCACUUCUCGCUCCUGCUCACCAGCCUGAACUGCGUGGCCGACCCGGCUCUCUACUGUUUCGUCAGCGAGAGCGCCCAGCGCGGCCUACAGGAGACCCUGGACUCCUGCGCCCACGCACUCUGCUCCUGUUCUCGCCGGGAGGGCAGCUACGGCACGGACUCCAACGAAGCCCCACCCCCCAACGAAAGUGGCACCACGGUCACACUGCUGCAGCAGACCAAAGCAGAUGUGUGAACACCUGUGAUUUAAUCAAGUGUUUGAAUGCUGAGCUACGUUUGAGAGUGUUAGGACGUUGAUGUUUUUGCUUUUCAUGAUGAGCUAAGUGACAUACUUCCCUGAUGCCUUGGGCUACACUUAACAACCAUUGAUUCUGAGUGCAACAUUCUGUGAUUUUGUGGUGAUUCUGGUGUAAUUCUCAGGAACUGCAACCUUGAUGAUAUCUAUUCGUUGGCAUUUUAGCUUGGUGGAAUUGCCGCAAACUACAAACAAAAAUAACUUGGGUUAUUAAUGCUAGUAAAGUUCAUGGUUUGUUAAUAUGAACUAUUGUUGUAAAUAAUGUAAGUUAAAGCUUUAUGCAAUUUGUUACAAACUUUUCUAUGCUGAAAUGGACCUGUAGUAAACACAAGAAAAGCUAGUCCUGGAGGCCAGUUAGAGACAUUCAGGGUUUAGACUGUAGUAUAUGCGAUGACGCUGUAAUGAGGAACAUAUACAGGGUUGGUGGGAGCAACCCUAGGCCAGUUCAUUCACCUCAGCGUUUUCCCUCUGUAAGUCCCUUUGGUGGUUUACACAUACCUAAGCAAAGGACCAGAAGGGGUGUCACUUAGUGAUGUAAUACGUGCAAGUUCUAGGACUGACAUGUACCAUAAUGGAUGGAGGACGCUUAAUUCAGACUCACAAUGCAGUCGUCACGAUUUGUAGAGCUGUCCAAGGGAGGUCAUAAGUUUUAUCAAAUGCUUCAUCUCUUGCAGAAGAAUGUAUGUUUACAAUAGAGUACAUAGUCCAUGUUCAUGCAUGUUUGCAACUGCCUACGUUGUAUUAAACGUAAUCUGUGCAUUUUCUGCAUUUUUUGAUACAUUAAUACUUAAAACACAAAGUUCAUGUUUAAAGUUUUGAAUAGUUACUUUUAUUUUGCAUUAUGUUUGGCGUCAUUUGGUGUUUAUUCACUGAGGUGCCGACCAAUUAUUGAAAGGCCAUGUAUAUGGUCUUUUGGACAGUCAGCUUUGAAAUGUAACUACUUAGUAAUGUGGACACAUUAAGUAUGCAUCGCUGUCAUAUUUUUUGCCUUGGUUUUGCUUUUCAUUAACAGCAUGCAUCUCCCCACAGCUUGUAGUAGGGAAACUAGAAGCUGUAAUGCCUCUCAAAUGAUUUAUUAUGAGUGGGAGCAACUACAUUAAAGCUCGAGACUCAAGGCCCACCUUCCACAUCAGACAGAGCAUGGCUGCUGGGUUCAUUGUGCCACACAGAUAACAUAAGCAGCAAGUAGUACCAGGACAAAUCACGACUUAAGAAUUUGUACAUUCAACUAGAAAGAAUUCAAUCUAAGAACAUUACAGUUACUACGUAACACUGACUGAUGAUUCACAUUUUCUUAUUCAUAGUACAAAAGCACCACCUUCCAUAUUUAUAUAUAGUGUGUUUAGCCUUGGGCAGAUGCUUUAUGUAUUAAUGCAAAUGGUGUAUUAACCAUACAUUGUUAAUGUAUUACUGAUACAAAAUGUGCCUGUUUAUGUAAUUAUAAUUGUGGAAGUUACAUAAUUACAAAAUGUUUUGUCUUAACAAUACAUAAUACAUUAUAAUGAAAUAAAGAACAUUAGUCUAAUAAGUAAUACCUUAGAGAUGACUAGGCUAGAGUUUAGUAUUACUUGAGGCUGGUGUUGGUUUCAAGACCACUUAUCAAUUGCAUCUGUAUUUUCAUGCACUUGGGUGAAUUUCGAACACAACUAUAGAGGCAUCUAGACGCAUCAGUACAUUCUGCUAUACGUGAGAUAUACCAUAGACAAGUGAUUUUUUUUUUAAAAUGAAAGUUACAACUUGUAUGUUGGUAAGACAGGAGUAAUUUCUUUUACCGAAACACUUAAAUCCAAAUAUAGAAACAUGAUGCCAGAUCAUAGUGAGUUGGCUCAGUAGACAUCGUCGGUCCACCUUGUAAAACUAUUACAGCCUUAGAGUGGAAGAUGGCAGAUAACUAAGCUUGUAUGUUCUGACUGUGUACACGCUGCCUCCUUUAUCCUGUUAAGUAACGCCAAACGUAAUGCAAAUUGGGGUCUUGUCUGAUGUUUGUCAUUUUAAUAAUUUCAAUAGGCACCAAAGGCAUGAAUGAUUACUAACAAAAUGUGAAUGUAAAAUUUGUGCUGUGGUGUUAAUGCUACUUCAUUUAACUGCUACUUCAUAUGUGUAAUUAAAACCACAAAUUAUUCCAUGUUAACACUUUAAUUCACAGCGAUUACAAUUACGAACAAGACCGUAAGCACAGCAACAUUAAUAAUAAGAUGCUAAUAUAGUACUUUAGGCUUUGCUGGUAAACAUUACUGAUGCUUAAAUGAAAUUAAACAAUGCUUUAAAUACUUUUAAA